CCUGGAGCCCCGCUGCCGCCGCCGCGGCCGCAGCUGCCGCCGCCGCACGCGCCGCGCAGUACCUGCGGAGCUCCAAGGAGGGGCUCGACGCGCUGCUGCGCCCGCUGCCCAGCCGCUCCCGACUGGGACCCCCCGGGGAGGGGCAACAGCAGCAGCAGCAACAACACCAGCAGCAGGACCAGCAGCAGCAACAACACCACAAGCAGCAGAAGCAGCAGGACGGACAGGGGUGGGGCAGUCCGGAGCGGAUGGGGGAGCGGCUAGAAGGGCCCGGAAUGGACGUCCGUGUCGUCCUGAGCGAGACGGAGGAGGAGAACCGGCGGCUGCGCGCCACCCUGGCCGUCAUGCGCUCGGAGAUGGAGGCGCUGCAGGCGGCGGCGGGGGCGGCGGCGGACAGCGUGCUACAGCGGCAGCAGCAGCCCUCCGGCCCCCAGCUGCACCCACAGGAGGGGGUGGCGGGUACGGCAGCAGGGGCAGCAGGGGAGCGGCACCCCGAUAUGGCUGCGUUGCUGGCGGAGCUGCAGGAGAGCGACCGGGACCUGCAGCUGGCCCUAGAGCACGCAGAGCUCCUGCAGCAGCAGCUGCAAGCCGUGCGACUCGGCGCCCCGCCCCCAGCAACAACAGCAACGGCUGCACCGCCGCCGCCACUAGCAGCAGCAGCAGCAGGAGCCUCCCUUGCCGGGGGGCAGCUCGCCCCACAACCGCAUGCCGCAACCGCCGCCGCCUCCGCCACAGCGGCGGCCGCUGCGGCUGCGGAGGUUGCCUUCCUGCGGCAGCGGCUGAGGGAGCUCACGGCCGCCAACCGGGCCCUACGUCGCGCAGCCAUGCAGGCGCAAGCGGCGAGGUCCGCAGGGGCAGCGGUUGCAGCAGCAGCCGCAGCUGCUGGGCUGAUGCCUGGGGCGGCGGCGGUGGCGGGUGCAGCGGAGGGGGUAGCGGCUGCGGCCGCCGGCAAGGAGCAGGGCCCCGCUGCAGCUGAGGCUGCCCCUGCAGCAGGGGCGGCGGAAGGGGCCCCAGGCGGCUCCGCAGCGGAACAGCAGCAGCCACUUCACAACCAGGAGCCGCAGGGGGGUCUCAGCCUGCAGCAAGCGCAGCAGCAGAUAGCACAGCUGAAGACGGAGCUGGAGCGCGCUCGCUGCCAGCUGGCGACUGUACGGCAGGAGAACGAGCGGUUGAUGGAUCUUAGCAACGAGGUACGAGCGCAGCGGGACAGGUACGGCAUGCAGCUGGCGGCGUUGAUGGCGGCGGCGGCGGCGACGGGAGCAGGGGCAGCGAUGUCGCCGUUGAACCAGGACAUGCGAGCUCCCCACUUCAGUAGUCCACCGCCGCUCCAGCCCUUGUCGUACACACCGCUACAGCCGACGUACGGCACACCCCCGCCGCCUCCGCAGCCUGCACCUGUACUGGGCACUGCCGGGGCCGGCAGCGCCUCGCCGCUGGGGAACGUGCUGCUUCCCGUCAUGGCCGCAGCAGCUGCAGCUGCUGCGGCGUCAGGAGGAGGAGGAGGCCUAGGAGGCUUUGGUUUGGGUUUCGGAGGGGGCCCGGGUGGGGGUUUGCCGUACGGGCUUCUUAGCCCCUCCGGUGCGCUGGGGGGGCUCGGCGGCCUGCCGCAGAUGGGGCUGCAGUGGCUGCCGCCGCCGCCGACAGCGGUGCCGCCCGUCCCAGUGCAUGGUGGUGCGGAGCUGCUUGGGGGGCCACCUGGGUCGAGGAAGACCGCACCUUCCAGUCACGAGGGGGCUCACGGCGGCGCCGACCUGGCCUCCAGCCGCUCCCCUUCACCGCCCUCCAGGCGAUCUACGGGCAGCCCCACCCGCAUACCCGCCGGCACCGGCGCCGGUGCUGCCGCUGCCGUGGAGGGGCACGCCUCCCACCGCUCCCGCUCCCCCUCACCACCCCGCCGAGUGCGUAGGCCGGGCAACAACAGCAGCGUCAGCACACGGCACAGCUCGCAGUCCCUCCAACACCUCAGUAACCACCAGCAGCUGACUUACCGCCGAACAGCCGCCAGCGACAGCGGCUGUGGUGCCUCCGCUGCCAACCCGCAAGCCGCAGCCCCCUCCCUCGAGCCCCAUGACGACCCCUCCUUCACUACCCUGCCACACCCCGUGCCUCCUGCCAGGGACCCAACCGCACAGGCGCAACUGGCCGCAUCAGCUCGCCACUCGCCCUUCUCCGGCAGCCUCACCGCCUCCGCCCGGGAGACGCAGUCCCAGCGUGCCUCGCUGCGAGCCCUGCACCGGCGGCGGGAGCAGCAGCAGCAGCAGAGCGCGGCGGCGGCGAGUGCGGCGGCGGCGCUGAGGCAGCGGGUUCGGAGCUACACCGUGAUUCGGGACGAGGGUGAGGGACCCCGGGUGGCGGCUGGGGGGCCGGAUGCGGCUGGGGUGGAUGCG
Molecule: messenger RNA, 2387 nt
Organism: Astrephomene gubernaculifera
Lineage: Eukaryota; Viridiplantae; Chlorophyta; Chlorophyceae; Chlamydomonadales; Astrephomenaceae
Source: the annotation of a GenBank genome assembly